This is a messenger RNA of Hydra vulgaris (swiftwater hydra), 3205 nucleotides long. Its product is annotated as transforming growth factor-beta receptor-associated protein 1. Gene Ontology annotation, biological process: vesicle-mediated transport; intracellular protein transport; autophagy. The record is from RefSeq and is a predicted model, not a curated record. Gene Ontology annotation, cellular component: membrane; cytoplasm. NCBI's taxonomy places the organism in Eukaryota, Metazoa, Cnidaria, Hydrozoa, Anthoathecata, Hydridae.
UUGUGACGCGAUCGCGACCUCAAGGAUCGGCCAAAGUUAACCCGCUUACCAAAGUAACCACACUCCACACUGUUAAAGUAUUACGUACGUUAUAGGUACGUUAAAUGUAAUGGUGGUUAUAAAUUUUUUAUAUUGUUUUUAUAGCAAACCAAACACAAUCGGCAUUAGAUAUUAUUCUCUACAUCAUUGACAUUAGUUAUUAUACAGUUCAUCAUAUUUAAAAAAGAAUUGUGUGAAGAACAUUCAUAUAUGCAUUAUUUUAGAUGAGUUUUAAGGCAUUUGAGGUAACAAACGUUAUCGAACAAAGUAAUUUUGGCGAUAAAGUAAAAGGUACAAUAUCUUGUCUAGAUGUUUCUACAAAUAACCUUUACAUCGGAACUUCUGACUGCUUUUUAUCGCAUUUUGCCUUUGAAAAAGGAAUUUCUCCAUCAAAUAAAGCAACAUUUAUUAGUAAGUUGCAAAGGCACAAACACCUUGGUUUUCAAAAACCAAUUAAGCAGUUAAUAGCAUGCUUUCCUGCAUGUCAAUUACUUGUGCUUUGUGAAAGUAAAGUUUAUGCUGUCUCUAUGAUUGGUUUAGAAUUCAGAAAUAAUUCAAAUAAGGAGAUUUUUAAGGGAAUAACAGUUAUGGCAAAAAACAAAAAUCCACAAAGUUUUAAUCCUGAUGAAACACAAUUAUGUUUAGGAACCAAAAAGAAAACGAUUCAAGUUGUCACUUUUUCAAAAGAUAAAAUAUUUGUUUUAAAAGAAGUUAAUCUUCCAGGUAUACCUUUAACACUGUCUAUAGAUGCUCAAACUGUUUGUACUGUGCUUGACAACCAAUAUUAUUUAGUUAAUUACAUAAAAUAUGCUAUCCAAGAGUUGUUUAUUUUUGAAAAAGGACAUGUUUUACCAUUAGUUAAAUGUAUUGGAUUCCAAGAAUUUUUGCUGAAUGGGCCGACAGAUACAAUGGGUAUGAUUGUUACAGCAGAUGGUCUUUCAUUACACCAACCUUUGACGUGGUCAGAGAGUAUUUUGUCAGUUGCAUGUAGUUAUCCAUAUAUUUUGGUUUUAGGCAAUAGUACUGUUACUAUACAUAAUCUAAUUGACCAAAAACAAAAACAAACCAUGCUUUUUACAGGUGGAGUUUUUAUUAAUGAUUACAAUGGUGAUGUUUAUAUUGCAACACAAAAAUCUGUAAUGGCUUUUAUUGCUGUUCCUUUAAGUAAGCAAAUACAACUGCUAGUUGAUAACAAACGUGUGGAAGAAGCAUUUGAUUUACUCCAAGUUGCUAGAAAGCUCAAACAAUGCCCACCUAAUUUUGAUAAGCAAAUCCAAAUUCAAGCUGCAUUUAUAUAUUUUUUGGAAAAUAACUUUGAAAAAGCAUACAAGUUGUUUGUUGAGAGCUUUAUGGAUCCUCGUGAACUUAUAGUAUUGUAUCCUGAUAUUAUGCCAAGAAACUCAACUUAUAUUCCUUCAAAACCUUCAUAUCAUUCAAUUCCAGAUAUAAUGUUUGUUGUAAAAAAUAGUCAAACUGCAUUGAAAGAAUCUAAAUUAUUACUUUUAAAAUAUUUAGAAGUUAUUAGAAAACAUCAUAGUGAUUUAAGUUUUGAGAUUGAUACUGCACUUGCUAAGAUUUAUAUAGAGUUUGAUCAUCCUUCUCUAUUUGAAUUUCUUUCAAAAGAAAAUAAUGCUUUUGUUGAAGAAACCUUGUCUUGGCUCCAAAAGUAUAAUCAGUUUCAAUGUAUGGCUUUCUAUUUUGUGUAUCUAAAACAACCACAGAAAGCUAUGGACAUAUGGAACAAACUUCAAAGUAAUAAACUUCAUGAUGAUAAAUACACUGGUAUGUCAUGUAUUAUUGACUAUUUAUUAAGUGUAGAUAACACAGAGCUAAUAUGGAACAAUAUCAAGUGGUUGUUAGAUAACAAUGAAACAUUAGCUGUAAAAGUUUUUAUUAAUCGAGACAUCUUCAGCCAUGUUCAAGUUUUUAAUUUUUUACAUAAGUUUCCUAUUGCACUUCAAGUGUAUUUAGAGUAUCUAGUUAUAGAUAAGAAAAUUGAUGAAGAGGUAUUUCACACCCAUUUAGCAGGUAUGUAUAUAGACCAUGUUUUAAAACUUUUAAAUGAGAAUAAUCAAAUAAAUGAAAUAAAUCAUGAAAGGAAAAGACUUCAAAGUUUACUAGAAACUUCUUCUAAAUACAAAAUAUCUACUUUACUAAAUAAAAUAUCUGAAUACCCUUUGUACCAUGAAAGUGCUAUUCUCUAUGGAAAACUUGGUCAACAUGAUAAAGCCAUGAAAAUUUUAGUAUACAAACUAAAAGAUUUUGUUGCUGCAGAGCGAUACUGUGACAUCAUUUCUGUAAAUAAAGAUAACAUUUUCAAACAACAUCUUUUUCAUAUGCUUCUUAAUGUUUACUUGAAUCCUGUUGAAAAUGAAGAUGGUGUUAGAGCUGAACAUCUUGUAGAGCCAACAAUUCAACUACUUAAUAAAAGACGAGCUGAAUUCAAUUCGGUUUCUGUCUUGAAAAUUUUACCAGAAGAUUGGUCAGUGGGAUUAAUUCAACCUUUUUUGUCUGGAACUCUGCGAGAAAUGUUAUGGAAAGAAAGAAAAUCAAAAAUAGAGUCAAGACUGUGUAGUCUGCAUUAUUUAAAAACCAAAUUUUCUAAUAUUUCUUUACAAUCUGGAUAUUUUAAAAUGACAGAAGAUUCAUGUUGUGACUUUUGUUUGCGCCCCUAUACUGAACCUAUAUUAGUAUGUUAUCCUAAUAAAAAAGGUUUUCAUCCUCACUGUUGUAAAGAUAAAUAUAUAUGUCCAGCAACUAAAAUAAAUUUUAAAUGAAUAUUUAAAAAAAAUUUUAAUUUUUGAUUAAAGUAACCAAAAUUUUUUUUGAAUCACGGUGUUCUUUAUGACUUUAAUAUUGUUUUGUAAAGUUUAAUUGACUUGAUGUAUUUUUCAGUAAUGCUUUGAUGUCUGAUUAAUUUGAAAAAAAUAAGUUGCUUUUAAAUUAAAAGUUUUAAUAAGUUGGUUUAAGUUUAUUCUAUAACCACUUAUAAUUUAAAAACAUACAAAAUAUAUUUUGAUUUUAAAAACAAAAGCAGUUCAGUCAGUCUCUCUAAUAUUGGAUGUUCUGAUGUUCACAUUCCAGGUUUCUCUAAUUAUGUAAAAUUAUGUAAUCCUAAUAUAAGUAAUUGGUAGUUAUAGUUAUGUCAAUAAAAAACAAUUUGUGA